This is a messenger RNA of Colias croceus (clouded yellow), 2751 nucleotides long. RefSeq names its product ubiquitin carboxyl-terminal hydrolase calypso (gene calypso). The transcript has 8 exons. Gene Ontology annotation, biological process: ubiquitin-dependent protein catabolic process; protein deubiquitination. Lineage: Eukaryota; Metazoa; Arthropoda; Insecta; Lepidoptera; Pieridae. The record is from RefSeq and is a predicted model, not a curated record. The coding region runs from base 168 to 1691 and encodes 507 amino acids. Gene Ontology annotation, cellular component: cytoplasm. Gene Ontology annotation, molecular function: cysteine-type deubiquitinase activity.
UGGGUCAACAGUAAACACGGUGAUAAAUCUUAAUUGAUUCCAACAACAAAUUACUUAAGCUAAUUAACUAAUAUCUCACUCUGCUUAUAUUGCAUUUACUAUUGUACAUAAAAUACCAAAGAGUAGGUAUUAUCUGAUAUUAAAAGUGUGUAUUUCACUUAAAAUACAUGAGAAAUAUGCCGGUAGAGUUGAACAGCUUAACCGAAGGUUGGUUGGAAUUAGAGAGUGAUCCGGGGUUAUUUACAUUACUGCUGGAAGAUUUUGGUGUGAAGGGAGUUCAAGUUGAAGAAAUCUAUGAUUUACACAAACCCAUGGAAAGUCCCGUUUAUGGGUUUAUAUUUCUGUUUCGAUGGAUAGAAGAAAGACGUUCGCGACGGAAAUUUGUAGAGCAAAUCGAAAGUUUUGUUCGAGAUGAAGAAACUAUUAACAAUAUAUUUUUUGCUCAACAAAUGGUUCCCAAUAGCUGUGCAUCACAUGCUUUACUAUCAAUAUUAUUGAACUGUCCUAACCUUCAUUUGGGAGAGACAUUAAGUAGAUUGAAACACCACACAUUGGGUAUGAAUCCAGAAAACAAAGGUUGGGCGAUUGGAAAUACACCAGAGCUUGCCUGUGCUCAUAAUUCACAUGCUAUUCCACAAGCUCGUAAGAAGACCGAUAAAAAUGCUGGUGUUCCAACAGGACGAUUUACAGGAGAAGCAUACCAUUUUGUAAGUUUUGUGCCAAUAAAUGGUCAUUUAUUUGAAUUGGAUGGGCUGAAGCCAUAUCCAAUGGAUCACGGACCUUGGGAAGCUAAUGAAGAUUGGACGGAAAAGUUUAGACGGGUCAUGGUUGAACGGCUGGGCCGAGAUGCUGGUGAACAAGUCCAUGAUAUAAGAUUUAAUUUAAUGGCAGUUGUUCCCGAUAGAAGAAUUGCCCUGACACAAAAACUGAAUGCACUUGAAAUGAAUCAAAAGAGAAUUAAAGAAGCCAUUUCUAAAAUAGGAAAACAUCUGCGGCAUUUGCUUUCAAAGCCAAGAGAUUACAAUGAAGACUCAAUAUCACAUGAUAACAGCGAGGAAUUAUCAAAUGAUACGUCUAACCAAGUUUCGGAAGAUGCAAUUAUAAAUGCAUUAGAUGCUAUGGAGGCUCCAUCUUUUGACUUAGAUUAUAUUCAACCUAUCACUAUUGAGAUUGGCGUUUUGGAUAGACCACAACAGGAUAAAAGUAUAAGUUUAGCUGAUCCUGUAGAGCAGACGGCUACUUGUAAAUUUUUCACAAUAAAUGGCGAAAAUCAAAUAUUAACGAAUUUACACCCAACAUCAACUACAGCUCUAUUGAAAAGUAACAACAUGCCCAUAAUUAUGUGUUGUGAAGUAGCGCCGGAACAACCGUACAGAUUUAGGAAGAUACUCUUCACUCACUCGGAACUGAAUGUGUUUCUGAGCAGCAUUGUGAGCGAGAUGCAGUCGUGUCAGCAGGCUCUGAACGAUGAGAAUGAUAAACGGGAUAUGUAUAAGGUGGACGACUGCCGGCGCACGCACAACUAUGACGAGUUCAUAUGCACAUUCCUGUCGAUGUUGGCGGAGCGGGGUGUGCUCGCGGAGCUGGUCGCGGCACAACUCGAGCGGGGCCGGUCGCCGCGCGUGCGUCGCCGUCGGCCCCGACCCCGCCCCCGCGCUAGACCACGCCCACGACCGCGCGCUAGGAAGUAGCUGAUUGGUGGAAUCUCGCUACGCAUUAUGCGCCGAGCGAGACCCUGCCCACGUCCGUGCGCUAGGAUGUAACUAAUUGGUGGAAUCUCGCUACGUAUUGUGCGUCGAUCGAGACCCCGCCCACGUUCGCGCGUGACUGUUUAGCUGAUUGGUGGAAUCUCACUGCUUAUUGUGCGUCGAGCGAGACCCCGCCCACGUCCGCGUGCUACGAAGUAGCUGAUUGGUGGAUGCCUCUAGCAUGUAACGCGCUCUCGCUCGCGUGUAUGUAGCUGAUUGGUGAACGCUUAUGACACGUACCCGGCCUCACUAAGCUCCACCCACAAUAGUACGCGCUAAAAAGGGAGACAUAUUUCGAAUUUGAAUGCGUAAAAUAUACUAAACUUCCUACUAGUGCUCCAUCAAUUCUCUACUAUACUCUCAAUGUAUAUGUAUAUUAAUUAAUUACAUGUAUAUUAAUUAAUUACAUGUAUAUUAAUUAAUUACAUUUAAAAAGAUAGCGCUUACGUAUUUUUUUGUUAUAUUUUUAUAAUAGAUGGGGCCCAUCCAUAUAAUAAAAUAACACUUACCUUAAUAUAAUCCCAUUUUUAUCCCCCUAGACACCGACAUAAUAUAUAAAAGUUAACUCUAAGCUCUGCUGUUAUAAAAUUGUGAAAAGUCUCUUAUAAUAUGCAUCAUUACAUUUUUUCUGCCUUAAUCUAUCAUCUUUAUAUUUUACGUUAUAAGUAUUAUUAUAUAAAUAGUUUUUAUUUAUCUUGUUUAUAGACUUUUACACUUGUAUAAAAAAAAGUCAUUUGUGCGUGUGUAAUACACAGUGUAUGGUAGAAAUGUUCAUUGUAUCAAAUAGUCUUGUGUGUAUUUUUUUGUAAACUAGGGACACUAUUACCCUAGAUUUGUAAAGGAUAAAAAUAUGUGCCGCCAUCUACAAAGGUAGAACGGAAUAUUUAUCUUUUUACUGUUUAUGAAUAUACCUACUUGUUUUUUUAUGUAUACGUUUUUAUACAACAUACAGUAUGUAUGAUAAAAUGUUUGUUAUUUAUCAAUAAAUAUUAUAGAGAUAAAA